Stomoxys calcitrans (stable fly) is the source of this 5431-nucleotide messenger RNA. It is a transcript of the gene Sos, whose product is annotated as protein son of sevenless. Lineage: Eukaryota; Metazoa; Arthropoda; Insecta; Diptera; Muscidae. The transcript has a single exon. Gene Ontology annotation, molecular function: guanyl-nucleotide exchange factor activity; protein heterodimerization activity. Bases 360 to 5243 code for a protein of 1627 amino acids. The record is from RefSeq and is a predicted model, not a curated record. Gene Ontology annotation, cellular component: plasma membrane. Gene Ontology annotation, biological process: Ras protein signal transduction; positive regulation of GTPase activity.
GUCGACUUUUAGAUCCCUACCUUGCAGAAUACCAGAAUACGAACAGGAAAAAAUUACUGGAAAUUUUAAUGUGUUAAAAGAAGAAAACAUAAAAUAUAAUGAAGACGAUUUAACGAAACGAAAAAAUGAAUAUCAAGAGCAUGAGCAAUCGGUGUAACGUAAAAUCAAAGUAACCAGCUAAAAAAAAGACAUACUUAAGACUUCGAGUGUACAUAAAUCGUGAAUCGGAAAUAUAAUGAAAAUUCUUUAAACGAUGGUUAAGGUGGGAUAAGCAUCAAAAGUGGUUCUCAGUUUUUGAGUUUUGUGCGAUAACCAGGUGGCUAAGGUUCCGCAGAGUACAUAAAGGAUACACUUCUACGAUGUUUUCCGUUCAAUACGGGAGUGUUGGUGGGGGGACCAUGAUGGGUGAUUCUGAUGGCUACGACUUCUCGAAGAGUGAGAAUGCUGCUAGAUGGAAAGGCUUGUUUAUGCCGUCUUUGAAAAAGGUUUUAGAGCAAGUUCAUCCUCGUCUUACGGCUAAAGAAGAGGCGUUGUUGUUUGUGGAAACGUUGUGUUUGCGAAUUUUGGCUGUGCUUUGCGCAAAGCCUCUGCCCCACACCGUUCAAGACAUCGAAGACAAAGUUCGAAAGUAUUUCCCGUCGCCAAUCGACUGCUGGGCAUUGAAUGAAGCUAAAGAAACGCUGCUGUGCAAAAAGCGCCGAUCAGUCUUGCCCACAGAACGGGUGCACACAUUGCUGCAAAAGGAUGUUUUGCAGUGCAAAAUGGAUAGUUCGGUGACAGUUUUUCUGGUUGCCGUAUUGGAAUACAUUUCUGCGGAUAUUCUGAAAUUAGCUGGUAAUUAUGUUAGAAAAAUUAAACACUAUCAAAUAUCGAAGGCGGACAUAGAAGUUGCAAUGUGCGCCGACAAGGUCCUCAUGGACAUGUUCUAUCAGUCGGACAUGAAAUCGAAUGUUCUGCCUAGUCCUUUGCCGACGCUGCCGGUCCAGCGUGCCAGCACAACGUACGAGGAAAUUGUUAAAGAUUUGAUAAACGACGAAAAACAAUAUCAACGCGACUUACACAUGAUCAUUCGUGUAUUUCGAGAGGAGCUAAGUAAAAUUGUAAGAAACCCUAAGGAGCUUGAGCAAAUCUUCUCCAAUAUAAUGGACAUCUACGAAGUGGCAGUAACACUGUUGAGCUCACUGGAAGAUGUCGUUGAAAUGUCACAAGAGCAAAAUGCCCCUUGUGUUGGUAGCUGUUUCGAGGAAUUGGCUGAAGCUGAAGAAUUCGACGUUUAUACAAAGUACGCACAAGAAGUGACGUCGCAGGCAUCAACCGAUGCCUUGACCGCAUUGCUUGCACGGCCAGAUGCAAUGUCUCUGAUGUCUGCAGGCCAUGGCUUUCGGGACGCCGUAAAAUACUACUUACCAAAAUUGCUGUUGGUACCCAUAUGGCAUGCAUUCAUGUAUUUCGACUAUAUAAAAAUCCUAAUGAAAUACAGUCCGUCACAGGAUGACAUUGAAAGCUUCGAGCAAGUGCAAGGUCUACUGCGUCCCCUAAGAAACGACCUUGAGAAUAUUGUUGCUACGUUACCAAAGGAAUCUUGCGUUGCCAUGAGCAGCCGAGCCCGCCGUCAACUAGCCAUCGAUCGAACUAGGGAACUGCAGAAUACGGUCGAACACUGGGACAAGGAUGUGGGACAGAACUGCAAUGAGUUUAUACGGGAAGAUGUAUUGGGCAAGCUUGGCUCUGGAAAAAGAAUUGCGGAACGCAAGGCAUACCUCUUCGAUGGUUUGAUGCUGCUCUGUAAGCCCAAUACGAAACGCCAGGCUUUGUCGACAAACGCCCAAGUCUACGAGUAUCGCUUGAAAGAGAAAUUCUACAUGAGGCGGGUGGAAAUAAAUGACCGCCCUGACACCGAUGAACUCAAACACUCCUUCGAGGUGGCACCACGAAUACAGGCACCCGUUACCCUCGCCGCCAAAAGUGGCCCCCACAAGAAUGACUGGAUGGCCGAUCUUAUUAUGGUGAAUACGAAGUCUAUGCUGGACAGAAUUUUGGAUAGCAUACUGCUUGACAUCGAGAAGAAACAUCCAUUACGCAUGCCCAGUACAGAUCUAUACAAGUUUGCCGAACCGGACAGUCCCAACAACAUUGUGCUUGAAGAAAGAGAGAGUGCCGGAGUACCUCUCAUAAAAGGCGCCACUCUGUGUAAGCUUAUUGAGAGGCUGACUUAUCACAUCUACGCCGAUCCCAUGUUUGUGCGAACCUUUCUCACAACAUAUCGAUACUUCUGUACGCCACAAAACCUUUUGUCACUUUUAGUUGACCGCUUCAAUAUACCAGAUCCCAGUCUGGUGUACACCGACCAACACAAUAACGACAAGGAAAGCACGCACUGCGAAUCUGACAAAUUGCACAAAAACUCCCAAAGAGAAGAUUGGAAGCGAUACCGCAAGGAAUAUGUGCAGCCGGUGCAAUUUAGAGUGCUAAAUGUUUUGAGACACUGGGUUGAUCACCAUUUCUACGAUUUCGAGAAGGAUCCUCCGUUGCUGGAGAGACUGCUGUAUUUCCUAGAAGGUGUCAAUGGCAAAUCCAUGAGAAAAUGGGUGGACUCAGUGCUAAAAAUAGUACAAAGAAAGAGCGAACAAGAGAAAUGUCAAAAACAGAUCACUUUCGCAUAUGGGCAUAAUCCGCCGCCAAUAGAACAUCACCUGAAUGUACCCGAUUCGGACAUAACAUUGCUGACUCUACAUCCCUUGGAGCUGGCAAGGCAGUUGACCCUCUUGGAGUUUGAAUUGUAUAAAAAUGUGAAGCCAUCGGAGUUGGUGGGUUCGCCCUGGACAAAAAAGGACAAGGAGCAAAAAAGCCCAAAUCUGCUUAAAAUCAUGAAACACACAACAAAUGUGACGCGCUGGAUAGAGAAAACUAUUAUUGAAGCCGAAAACUACGAAGAGCGAGUAGCUAUGGUAACGCGAGCCAUCGAAGUGAUGAUGGCAAUGCUAGAGCUUAACAAUUUCAACGGAAUAUUGUCCAUUAGCGCUGCGAUGGGCAGUGCAUCGGUGUAUCGUCUGAAAUUAACAUUCCAAGGUCUGCCAGCACGCUACGAGAAAUUUCUGGAGGAAUGCCGCGAGCUAAACGAUGGACAUCUAAAGAAAUAUCAAGAGCGCUUGCGUUCCAUCAAUCCUCCGUGUGUGCCGUUUUUUGGUCGCUAUUUAACAAAUAUACUGCACUUGGAAGAAGGCAACCCCGACUUCCUUCCAAACACCGACCUUAUUAAUUUCUCGAAGCGACGAAAGGUUUCCGAAAUUAUUGGUGAAAUUCAACAGUAUCAAAAUCAGCCAUACUGUCUAAUGCCGGAUGCUAAAAUAAGAAAAUUCCUGGAAAAUUUGGACCCUUUCGAGGGCAUGACGGAUACCGAAAUAUCAAAUUUUUUGUACAAUGAAAGUCUUCGCAUUGAGCCCAGGGGGUGUAAGCAACCUCCCAAAUUUCCCAGGAAGUGGGCGUCUGUAACACUGAAAUCACCGGGUAUUAAGCCUCGCCGACAAAAUAUUAACAACAGCAGCAGUACGAGCAACAGUUUAGCCUCCACAAACAAUGGUGCUGUCAGCACCGUCCCUAGUACGGCCCAAACACUGGUGGCCACACGGUCCCACUCGUUUACACCAAUGACGAGUGAAACAAACGCUGAUUGUGAGCAGUGUUCGCCGAGUAAUAGUACCAGCUUCAAUGCAAAUGCAAAUGCGAAUGCGCAAACAGCCAGCAGUACCAACAGCCAGGCAUUCUCCGUAUUUGCCAACGUCAACAUACCAAAACGCAAUGGGUCUAAAAGCAUCUCAACCACUGCAACAAUGGCUGAUUUGCAGGAUGCAAACGCAUUAGUAGCACAGUCAGCAAUGAAGCGAACCGAAGACGAGUUUGGCGAAGCACCUUUUUUGCCCAAAAAGGGAGCAGCGGCAUGUGUGCCACCAUUUACGGCAUCUUUGGCGGAUGAGAGUGCUUUGCCAAUUUUUGAACUGGCUGCUACAGGGCCAGACGAUUCUAUUGCAGCAGCACAAGCAACUCAAUUAACAUCUAAUCGGAUUUCUUGGGAUACUCAGGCGGUAUUCGAUAGUGAUUCGCUAAUAUCCCCCUUGCCAAAAGUAGUGGUUAGUCCACUGCGCGGUUUAAGUCACACAAGCAAUCUACCUCCAUUCCACCCUGCAGCUUCAAUGCAGAAUUCUGAUGGCACAACAACAACAACAAACACAACCACAAGUUAUUUCAGUUCCGCCGAGAACGCUGUGGCGAUUACAGCAAGUCCCAAAUCGCAGAGUUCGGAGUUGGAUUUCUGUAGCGCAUCCGUACCUGUUUCACCACACGUAAAUGUACCGACGUCAGCAAAUGUUCGCUAUCGUACAGCGCCACCACCUCUUCCGCCCCGAAGAAAGGACCGCACCGAAAGUUGUGCAGACAUAGCUCAAAAACGCCAAGCACCAGAUGCCCCAAUGCUUCCGCCACGGGAUGGCGAGAUGAGUCCCCCUCCCAUUCCACCAAGAAUAAGCAACCAUCCUCAUUACCAUUGCCAUUCCAACGUAUCGAAUUUCCAUGGACCAAGUGAUGACUUCAUGAAUGCAAGCAGUUUGCUCUUGCCCAAUACAAGCACCAUUAUGAAGCGGCGAAAUUCGGCAAUAAAGAAGCGCACCGAUGCUACAACCGGUGCUACCACCAACCUUACAUGUUCCACAUCGUCAUUAAUGUUGUCAAACGUAACAAUGAUCUCAGCCUCUUCGCUUGCAGCAACUGCAAAUCAUGCAAAUCUACUUAAUGCACUGCCCCAACUAGGCCACUUGAGCACAGCAGCAGCCAUCUCAUCGGAUGACCAAUCAAUCUCGCCGGCAUUAAGCUCUUCCACAACGACAUCGCCCAUAACACCAAUGACACCCGUAUCACCGCACAAUCUCUCCGGCUAUCAGCCAGCCGACAUCUCGCAGCACUCCCAAUUAAUCCUCAAGAAUAUUUCAAGUUCCUCACUAUCGGUAUUUCCUCAACACCUACCUGUAUACCUUCAACAACACUCACAUCAAACUCUACAACAAACUACCACUCAUCACCACCAUACUAACGUUGCGAUUGGCGGCAGCCCCCAAAGGCCGCCAACCAAAGAUCUAUGCCCAAAUGUGGAAAACAUACUCAAGCUUCCGCCAAAGCCCAAUCUUGGCGGGGAUACUUGCAGCGACUCGGACAAAUGUACCAUGUUUCCUUACCCAAGUACAAAUCAUUAAUAGUAUUGUAUGCCUAGUGAUGUGAUAUGGGUGCAAGAGAACUAACUCGAUAUAGAUGUAUGAUGAUGAUGAUGAUGAUGAUGAUGGUGAUGAUGAUCACUGAUCUGUUAUGUUAUUGUAAAUAAAAUACAUUAUUGAACGUAGAACAUGAUAAUAAUAAUAAAAACAAAAACGAUACCAUUGUUAAA